AUGCAUCUGAAUGCGCAGGAGAAAGCUCAAGUGGAGGAGGCCAGAUACAAACUCAGCGACAAAGCAUCACUGGCGGCAUUUCUGCAAGAUGCUGACAUCCGCCUGAUCCGGGCGCCGUACUUGUUCCACCUUCGCAGACACAAUAUUCCUCUUCCUAGACGGCAGGAAGCUGAAGGUGAAGUGUGCGAAAAGGACUCGGUGCAGAUGUCAGCACUGGUAACCCACAGUGAAGUCCGUAAGUGGGCUGCCGGCAGCAAGGAUGCAAUCAUAUGUUCGGUCUCCCAUGCUUGGGAGACCCGCGAACAUCCCGAUCCCUGCUGUUUUCAGCUUGGGCAUCUUGUAGAUACGAUCUCGUUGUAUGAGGCCGCAUACUUUUCUGAGAUCUGGGUGUUCUACGACUACACCUCACUUUACCAGUUCGAGCGGGAAACGGAUGCGCAAAGAGAGAGCUUCGCACGUGCCAUGGGAAACAUGCAUGUCAUGUAUGCUCAUGACUGCAGCUUGACCUUGCGCAUCGAAGGCUUGACUCCACCACAUAUUUGGAAUGCGAUGCUGCAAGAUGAGAGCAAAAAGGUUCCCGUAUAUCACGUGCCCAGUGGUUCGCUCCAAGCCUUACCGCUCAAAGAGUUGAUGCACAAUCGCACACCAUAUCUUCAGCGGGGAUGGUGCUUUGCGGAGGUGCAGUGGUCUGCGGUACGUGGCAUCGCUGCGCAGAACCAACGCAUCUAUGGUUUCGCCGGCAAGAGCAGUUCGGGCAAGGUGCCGUUGACCCCUGAAGCCUUUGCUGAGCAGAUGCGAACAUCGGCCUUCACCCACCGCAAUGAUGCAGAAACGGUUGUUGAACUGCAGAAGAAGGUCUUCUUUGAAAGGGUCACAUGUUGCAAGGAGGUGUUCUUUGAGAACUUGCUAGAAGAGGACCUGGAGAAGUUGGUGGAGUCUUUAGAGCACUACAAGGAUCUCCGGUCCUUCAAGCUUAAAAACUGGGAAGGUACUCCCGAGCUGGUGGCUUCGCUGGUGCAGGUGCUGGGUGCUUCAACUUGCCUCGAAGAGCUUUGCAUCAUGCAUGGCGACAACUAUAGGGGCGGGGAAGAGAAUCAAGGGACUGGAAAUUGCCUGGCGAAGGCCUUGGGUGAGGUGCUCCGGCACAACUGCACCUUGAAGAAGAUCACUCUAGGGUUUAAUGGCAUAGAGACCGAGGGCUGCAAGGCGCUGCUGGCCGGGCUUCGUCGUAACAAAAUCAUCACUGAGAUCAACAUUCGUUAUGAGAUUGAUGCAGAUCCGGAGGUGCUAGUCAAAGUUGAGAAGAUCGUGGCGGCCAACCAAGCCGGAGUGGUGCAGAAUGCCUUCAAGCGCUUCUGGAAUGUCUUCUUCAAGGCCAGAACUGCAGAGACAGAGAAUGACGGGCCCAAGAAGGCAUCAGCAGAGACAGAGAAUGACGGGCCCAAGAAGGCAUCAGCCUUUCCAUCUGACCUUGGCGACGCUGGCGCGCAGGCGCUGGCAGCAAUGCUCCGCGAAAACCGCAGCGUUGAAACGGUUGAUCUCGACUACAAGGGGAUUGGGGAGUUGGGCUGCCAGGCUCUUCUUGAAGCCCUGCGACAGAAUAGCCGUGUGUGGGAGAUGGAAUUGCGGCGAAAUCCUGAGAUUAGCGAUGAGGUCCAAAAAGAGAUCCAAGAGCUUGUGGAAGCGAACAAGGAGGCGCUAAGGCGGCAAAAGGAGGC
Molecule: messenger RNA, 1718 nt
Organism: Durusdinium trenchii
Lineage: Eukaryota; Dinophyceae; Suessiales; Symbiodiniaceae
Source: the annotation of a GenBank genome assembly